Drosophila sechellia is the source of this 2148-nucleotide messenger RNA. RefSeq names its product Hus1-like checkpoint clamp component (gene Hus1-like). Gene Ontology annotation, cellular component: site of double-strand break; checkpoint clamp complex; nucleolus. The record is from RefSeq and is a predicted model, not a curated record. Bases 1148 to 1984 code for a protein of 278 amino acids. NCBI's taxonomy places the organism in Eukaryota, Metazoa, Arthropoda, Insecta, Diptera, Drosophilidae. The transcript has 2 exons. Gene Ontology annotation, biological process: mitotic intra-S DNA damage checkpoint signaling; mitotic DNA replication checkpoint signaling; telomere maintenance.
CUAUGCUGCUGUGACGUCAUAGGUCAAUUAAAAAAAAAAAAUAAACAGCUGUUUGCCAAAUGGGCAGCACUGUCAUUCGAGCUAGAGUUGCCCUGUAUGCGGGGCCUACCAAAAUGUCAUAAAAUAGCCCUCAGUGCAGUGAACAAAACUCAACCCGGAGAACUCAGCCACGUACUUUUUUCGAUUUUUAUGGAAUGUUACAUCAGUUUUUGUGUUCUUCCUCAAUGCUUAAUGCCAAAAAGUAUGUAUACUAGCUUCGACAACUUAUAGUGAAAGAACAAAAUACAGUAAGUACCAGUUCAUUUCUGAAAAAACUCUAAAAAGCAAAUGGAAAAUCGCUGAGGUACUGCCAAAUUUCUUAUCCACUGAGCACUCUGCCACGCAUAAACGUCUGAGCUCAUUUUCAUUAUCAAUUGCAAUGGAGCGGCUGAUAGGACAACCUUGAAGGUUGAUUGAACUGCGAAGGGAAAUAUUUUGACCCCCUAGACAGGCUGUAAUUUGAUUUCCGCCCCGGGAGCCACCCCUGGAGCCGCCCCUACACUUGAGUCGUACAAAUCCUGUCUGUCGUUUGAUGACUUUGUGUGCAAGGAGAACGAGGCAGUUUUUGUAUCUGGCUGCGUGCUUCAUUUCGUGGAGCUCCGUUUCGUUUAGCCUGCUCUUUGCUCACCGCUUCGCCCACCAACAAAAAUACAAAUAAAUAAAUGAAAAGAAGAGCCAAAACACAACUCGGAACUCGCUCUGCACUUUGUUUGCCUGGCUCUUCUUCCCCAUCCUCCUCCCCCUCCCCUCCCGUGUUUUCAUCACUCGCCGUGUGUAUGUGCGAUGGACGAGCGAGUGUGCUGUGUGUGAGAGGGUUCGCUGCCGUCCGCGUGUGUGUGUUCGCCUUUGUACAUUGAACUCGAAAAUUCGAACUCGAGAAGAAAAGAAAAGAGUGAGAGCGAGUGGAGAACAAGUCGGAUGCCCGACCUUCUCCCUCCCUCUCGUGCCGUAGUCCACACACCUCAUUAACCCCCCGAAAAGGGGUGCGAAGUCUCACAUUCGUCGUCUCUAUCCCAACCCAGAACCCUUCGAUCAGGUUGCUUUCGUCUGCUGACCGAGAUGUCGUCCAUCCCAGACUAACCUAAAAUGUUAAUUCUUUGCUGACAAGAUGAAGUUCCGCGCACUGAUGCAGAAUCCGCUGUACAUGAAAGAGUUCCAGGCCAUUGUGGCCACUUUGACCAAGCUGGCGAAAGAUUGCGUGAUGAUUCUGGGCUCUCGACAGAUGCAUUUUAUCGUGAACGAGGAUCAGAGCUCCGCUGCAUCGCCCUUGGUUUGGGCAGGAAUUGCAGCUGAGGAGUAUUUCCCGGAGUAUCGCAUGGAGGCUGCUCACCCGGAUCAGGAGUACAUAGUUCUAGGCGUGUCUUCGGCGAACCUCGGAAGAGCUUUAUCAGUGCUUCGCGGUGGAGGCGUAAACAGCUGCAAACUAAAGCUGCAAAGAAUUCAGUUUCCGUGCAUUUCAGUAAUAGCCUCGGUGCUUACGUCGUCUUCAACAGAAGCCCGUGAAGUGGUGCACGAUGUUCCAGUGACCAUAAUCCCGGGCAGCGAUUGGUCUGCCUACGUUGUACCGAGAGUUCCAAACUCGCAGUUGGCCUUGGGCCUACCAAGCCUAAGAUUGCUCAAAAGUCUCAUUGACAAGCUGAAGAAUAUAUCACCUAGCCUUGAGUUUCAGGCCAACUUGGACGGAGAGCUCAAUGUCAUAGCCACCUCUGAAAUGUCCACUGUGACUAGUCGAUUCCAAAAAUUACUAAUUCGAACUGUGGCAGGAUCCCAGCAGGAAGCGUCCUGCUCCGUGGAUUCAAGAAAAGCCUCUGCCUUCUUCGGAGCACUUCAACUCCCUAACGAGGAACUGACUAUUGGGAUUGACCGUGAGCAUUCCAUCCAUCUGCAGAUCGAUGUACGACAGGAUGUUGUUCUGCACUCUAUUCUGCCAGCUGUUUAUAUGUAGUUCUUAGGUUUGCUUAGCUUACCUGUAAUAAAUGCCACUUGAUGUAUUGAGGUGUAAUAAAAGUUUUUAACGCUAAAUUCUUUUCAUGAAAAAAUCAUCGAUGUUAAUUGAAAUUAUCUUUUUGCAAGCGUUAUCCCUUGAACAAUUAUCUCUUUUACAACUAA